This is a messenger RNA of Mauremys reevesii (Reeves's turtle), 1052 nucleotides long. RefSeq names its product translocase of inner mitochondrial membrane 29 (gene TIMM29). The record is from RefSeq and is a predicted model, not a curated record. Bases 124 to 888 code for a protein of 254 amino acids. Lineage: Eukaryota; Metazoa; Chordata; Testudines; Geoemydidae. Gene Ontology annotation, biological process: protein insertion into mitochondrial inner membrane. The transcript has 2 exons. Gene Ontology annotation, cellular component: TIM22 mitochondrial import inner membrane insertion complex.
CCACAGGCCUGACCCCCCCCGCCCUCCGGUACCUGCCGGCCGCCCCGCCCCGCUGCUGCGUGUCGCUCUCCGCCCGGCCUCGCGCAAACUCGGGAUUUCUGUCCCCCCCCCGGCCCCGCUGAGAUGGUCUCGCCCGGCCCAGGUCCGUCCCCGUCUCCCGGCCGGAUGGAAACCACUUCCGGUCCCGGCAGCGAGCGGCCCAUGGCGGGGAGCGGGAGCCGCUGGCAGCGGAUCGGCACCGGCCGCUUGGGUCUGUGGUGCAGGAGCCUGCUGCAGGAUUACGCUGACGCCUGCCGGGACGUGGCCCUUGGCGUCAAGGAGCAGCCUGGGAAAGCCGGACUCUACCUCUCGCUGCUGGCCGGAGCCACCGUCUGCAGCCUCCAUGUCCCCUGUGACGCCUCGUUCGAGUCCUCCCUCCUGGAAGCCUCGGGCGCCCUCCUCCUGCUCUCCCCCUGGGUCCGGAACGGCCGCUCCGAGGGGCACGUCCAGCGCCUGAUGAAGCUCCGGAACCAGGGGCGGCUGCGCUACCAGAGCCUCGUCUUCUUCUCCCUCGUCUACCAGGCCCCCUUUGAUGCGGAAGCUGCGCUCUACCAGGCUCACUGCAAACACCUGAAGCCGCGCUGGACGGACUUUCCCGCCCGGAUCCUGGACGUGGGGUUCUUGGGCCGCUGGUGGGUUUUAAGUUCGAAAAUGAAGGAUUCCGACAUCAAUGAAGAGGAAUUCAAACAUCUCCCUGAGCAUCUCAGGACCAUCUCCUCCCGGAACCUCCACUCGGCAGCCAACGAAAAACUCUUUGACGAGAAAUACAAACCCGUCAUCCUGACAGAGGAGCAGAUUGAGCGGGCGGAAAAGGAGCAGCAGCCACUUCAGGGAGCCUUAAACCAAUAAUCUGAACAAAGAGACUUCUGGUUUCUGUGGGCUCCCGGGGACGGUCGGUCUGGGAGCUGGCGCUGUGGGGGCGGGGGUGAAAUACGAAAAGAAUCCUAUAAUGAAUGUGCUCAUGGCCCAACUGUGCUGAGCUCAAUAAAUCAGUUCUGUGAGCUUUCCAGUCA